Danio rerio (zebrafish) is the source of this 1080-nucleotide messenger RNA. NCBI's taxonomy places the organism in Eukaryota, Metazoa, Chordata, Actinopteri, Cypriniformes, Danionidae. The record is from RefSeq and is a predicted model, not a curated record.
CCAGAGAUACAGAGCAGUGAAUGAAACGCAGCUGAGAGACACUGGUUACUGCAUACAGCCGCUCUGAUACACACAGACACUCACAAUCUACAGCUAAUAUGGCUGCAAAUUCAGUGUAUGAUUUCACUGUGGAGACCCUGGAGGAAAAAAGCGUCUCGCUCGACAUCUUCAGAGGAAAAGUUCUGCUCAUCAUGAACGUGGCCACCUUCUGAGGGUCCACCAUUGAAGAGUAUCACAGGAUGAAUGCACUCAUGGACAUGUAUGGAGGACAGCGCUUCACUGUACUUGGUUUCCCCUGCAAUCAGUUUGGACUUCAGUCUCCUGAGGAGAACCAUGAAACCCUGAAUGUUCUGCAGCAUGUGAGACCAGGAUCUGGUUUCCUUCCAAAGUUCCCCAUUUUCAGCAGGAUUGAGGUGAACGGCUCUGAUGAAGAUCCUCUGUACGCUUACCUGAAGGAAAGUCUUCCGUUUGUCAAUCCUGUCAUUGGAGACAUCAGGAAACUCUACUGGUCUCCCAUUAAAGCCAAUGAUGUCCGCUGGAACUUUGAGAAGUUUCUCAUCACCGCAGACGGACGUCCUUACAAACGGUAUGAUCGUAAUUGUCCGUUUGAAGAUGUGGAGCGGGACGUUUCUGCACUUCUGCAGGGAAGACAUGCAUUAUAAAACAUAAUAUGUAGUGUAUCCAUAAUUACCUUUAUGAGGAUGAUUCCAGCUCGGAUUCAUUCAGAUUAAAUAACUUUCACUUUGCUUAAUCCUUGCAGACCAGAUCCAUACAUACCAGGCAGGAAAAUGGCCAAAACAUUAUUGAAUUAUAUGAAUUAUAUUAUACAUCUAGUAAAACGAAAUGCUUUAUUAAUAAAAAAAAUAGAUAAUGAAUAAGAAAAAAAUAGGUACAUUAUCACAAAAUACUUAAAAAAUAGUUAUAUUGAAAUGUAUUAUAUUGAGAUCUGAUUAACAGAAUUUAAUUGUCAUGAAAAUAAAUACAAAAAAUCUCAAGGGUCCUGAAAGGCAAAUUUAUUUAUUUAUUUAUUUAUUUAUUUAUUUAUUUAUUUAUUUAUUUAUUUAUUUAUUUAUUUAUUUA